Messenger RNA from Lodderomyces margitis, 1155 nucleotides. RefSeq lists its product as uncharacterized. Gene Ontology annotation, molecular function: NAD binding; formate dehydrogenase (NAD+) activity; oxidoreductase activity, acting on the CH-OH group of donors, NAD or NADP as acceptor. The transcript has a single exon. The coding region runs from base 1 to 1155 and encodes 384 amino acids. Gene Ontology annotation, cellular component: cytosol. Lineage: Eukaryota; Fungi; Ascomycota; Pichiomycetes; Serinales; Debaryomycetaceae. The record is from RefSeq and is a predicted model, not a curated record.
AUGGGUAAACCAAAGGUCUUAUUAGUUCUUUACGCUGGUGGUAAACACGCACAAGAAGAAAAGAAGUUAUUGGGAGCAAUCGAGAACGAAUUGGGUCUUCGUCAAUUCAUCGAGGAAAAUGGUUAUGAUUUAGUUUCAACCACUGAUAAGGACAGAGAAGGAUCUGAGUUUGAUCUGAAUUUAGAAGAUGCUGAAAUUGUCAUCACUACUCCAUUUUACCCAGCUUACUUGACCAGAGAAAGGAUUGCCAAGGCACCCAAAUUGAAAGUAGCUAUCACUGCAGGUGUUGGUUCAGACCAUGUUGACUUGAACGCUGCAAAUGAAAGAGGUAUUUCAGUUUUGGAAGUCACUGGUUCCAACGUUCAAUCGGUUGCCGAACAUGCCGUUAUGACCAUGCUUGUUUUGAUCAGAAACUACAAUAUUGGUCACUUGCAAGCUACUUCCGGAGGUUGGGAUGUUGCUGCUGUUGCUAAAGAGGAGUACGACUUGGAAGGUAAAGUUGUUGCCACUGUUGGUGCUGGCAGAAUUGGUUACCGUAUUUUAGAAAGAUUGGUACCAUUCAAUGUUAAAAAAUUGUUAUACUAUGACUACCAGCCAUUGCCUGCUGAAGCUGAAGACAAGUUGAACAAAGCCUCUCAGUUGUACAAUGAUGUUGACAUUAUCGUUGAAAGAGUCGAAAGUUUGGAGGAAAUGGUCUCUCAAGCAGAUAUUGUCACCAUCAACUGUCCAUUGCACGAACAAACAAGAGGGUUAUUUGACAAGGCCUUGAUCUCGAGAAUGAAGAAGGGUUCCUACCUUAUCAAUACUGCCAGAGGUGCCAUUUGUGAUGCUGAUGCUGUAGUUGAAGCUUUGGAAUCCGGUCAUAUUGCAGGGUAUGCAGGUGACGUCUGGAACGUUCAACCAGCACCAAAGGACCACCCAUGGAGAAAGAUGCACAAUCCAUACGGCCCAGAAUAUGGUAACGGUAUGACACUUCAUGUUUCUGGUACUUCAUUGGAUGCUCAAGCCAGAUACGCUGCUGGUGUUAAGCAAAUCUUGACUCAGUACUUUGACAAGACAUACAACUACAGACCUCAAGAUGUCAUUUGUAUCGAUGGUCACUAUGCUACCAAGGCUUAUGGACAACAUGACGAUGCUAAGAAAGUCCCCAAAUAA